AUGGCCACACCAACAUACAUCCACGCGGCCAAGCCGCCAUUAGGCUGGCUCCAUUUGUACAAACCGAGCAUUAGAAAAGCCUGGACCCGAACCACAGAGGCCGAGGUCAACGCUGAUUCAAGAGGCCCCAAAGCUGCUAUAUGGCAUCGAAAGGACCUCUUCGGCUUUCGCGGUUCCAUCAAGCGGAAAAAUAUCCUCGAACUUCUUGAUACGUUUCCGGUCAUGUCCUGGUUCCUUUUCAUGCUUUGGCAAGAUCUCAUUGGAGGCCGCAUUGCUCGAGAGGGCCUCUUGCCGCUUGGGGCGCCCGCUAACGACGGCCUUGGCUCAUCGUCAUCGGGCGCAGCAGAAGAAUGGCUAGACCUGGACCCGGGCCCGGACCCGGACAGCGGCUGCUUAUCUGGAGGUUCUGCUACACCGGGUGGCACCGCUGUCCGCUCCGACGGCGAAAAGGUUUCCUGGAAUCUUCUCUUUGGCGUUGUCUGUGCGGACGAUGCUGUCUGGGAGUCAUCGGCGUUCUCGGGAGAAAGGAUAGACUCGAUGCGAUAA
Colletotrichum truncatum is the source of this 546-nucleotide messenger RNA. The record is from RefSeq and is a predicted model, not a curated record. NCBI's taxonomy places the organism in Eukaryota, Fungi, Ascomycota, Sordariomycetes, Glomerellales, Glomerellaceae.